Messenger RNA from Lethenteron reissneri (Far Eastern brook lamprey), 7563 nucleotides. RefSeq names its product zinc finger protein Helios-like. The record is from RefSeq and is a predicted model, not a curated record. Gene Ontology annotation, molecular function: DNA-binding transcription factor activity; RNA polymerase II cis-regulatory region sequence-specific DNA binding. NCBI's taxonomy places the organism in Eukaryota, Metazoa, Chordata, Hyperoartia, Petromyzontiformes, Petromyzontidae. Gene Ontology annotation, biological process: regulation of transcription by RNA polymerase II.
GUGCCUCCCGUGUCCCGGGGCUGUUCCAGGAGGAGGCGGUGGGAGGCGUCGCGCUCUCGGGCCGGGGCACACGGAAGUGCGGCCCGGGCACGGCACGGCUCCGAGGGCUACCUGACGCGUUACCUGCCGCGUUACCUGCCGGGGGCCAUCCCAGCAGCAGCAGCCGCAGCAGCCGCCGGGGAAACCUCUUAGGUGCCAGCGGCGCCAGACGAGCGGCAGCCCCGUGAGGAGGAGGAGGCGGCGGCGUGGCCGGCUGUGUGGGCACCGCGCUGGCUACUGGCAGCUGCAGCUGCAGCAGCAGCAGGAGGAGGAAGAGGACGAGCAGCAGCAGCAGGAGGAGGAUUAUGAGGAGGUGUGUGGAUAUGAUAAUGGAAGUGGACAAUGAGAGUGCCGCAGGCAACCAGCCACACACAGAGGGUUGGACGGACGGAGACCGAGCCGGUGCCGCCUCCUCCCCAUCGCCCAGCAGCCCCCCGGGCGGCUCGGAUCACAUGAUCCAAGCGAACACCAUCAAGGUGGAGGCGCCAAGCGAUGACGAGGAGCUGGAGCCGGGCGCCGGCGUGGCGGCACUCGGCUCGCGACACGGGGGAGACGCGCGGUGGAGCGGUGCGCGGGAAGCAGCGGGAGGGGAGCACGGAGCCCUCGACGGAAUCGGCGGUGGUGGCGGCGAAACACCGGGGAGCGGCAAGCUGGCGUGCGACAUCUGCGGGCUGGUGUGCGUGGGGCCGAACGUGCUGCUGGUGCACAAGCGCAGCCACACGGGCGAGCGCCCGUUCCAGUGCGUGCAGUGCGGCGCGUCGUUCACGCAGAAGGGGAACCUGCUGCGCCACGUGAAGCUCCACUCGGGGGAGAAGCCGUUCAAGUGCCACAUGUGCAACUACGCGUGCCGCCGUCGCGACGCGCUCGCCGGCCACCUCAAGACUCACGCGAUCGGGAAGCCCCACAAGUGUGCCUACUGCGGGCGCAGCUACAAGCAGCGCAGCUCCCUGGAGGAGCACAAGGAGCGCUGCCACGCGUACCUGCAGCACGCGGCGCUCAACGGCCCGCACGCCGCACCACCAGACGCCGAGAGCCGCCCUGCGCAGGAAGGACGCGGCCGCGGAGCCGAGUCGGUGCAGGAGCCGGAGCAUGGCGGCGCUGCGCCUGCAGACCGCACUCCCGCCUCCAACCUGGGCAAGCGCAAAAGCUUCACGCCGCAGAAAUUCAUCGUCGAAAAGCACUGGCGGUCGAGCGGCGGCCCCGACGUGCGCAUCCCUGCCCCGCAGCCGUUCCCCAAGGAACAGGAGCUGGUGCCGCCGCUGAUCAUGUCCUACCUGGGCGCGAGCGGACUGGCGGGCGACCUGUCGCACGGCCCCUACGCCGGCAUGGUGUGCCAACCGUACGGCCUGCCGUUGCCGCUCCCUCCACGGUCCAACACUCCGAUCAACCGCGGCGGCGCUGUCGACGGACACGGCGGCAUCGCCGAGGGGCUGUGCUUCCAGACAAAAUCUUCGAGCCGCGCGGCGGCGGCGGCCGCGGCCGCCGCUGCGUCGGCAGCCGCCGUCGACGCGUCCUCGCCCGACAACGGCGAAAACAACAACAACAGCGGCGGAGCCUUCAACAACAACAACAACAGCGGGCAGGAGUCGACGGACGAGGACGGCAGCCUGGCAGGCGACAGGAAUGGCGUGCAGGAGAUGAAGGACGAGGAGGAGGGGGCCAAGCAGCAGCGCAGGCCCCAGCGGCGGCGCGACCGCGACGUGUUCCGCGUGUUCCGCCCGGACGGCACGGCGGUGCGCAGCUACCGCUGCACGCACUGCGAGGUGCUGUUCCUCGACCACGUCAUGUACACCAUCCACAUGGGCUGCCACGGCUACCGCGAGCCGCUCGAGUGCAACGUGUGCGGACACCUGAGCCGCGACCGCUACGAGUUCUCGUCGCACAUCGUGCGUGGGGAGCACUCGCGCUCACUCGACUGACGGCGACGAAGACAGCGUGAGGAGGAGGAGGAGGGAGGAGGAGGUCGUUGGUGUUGUUGUCGUCUUUUUCUUUUGGUGAAGGAGUUUGUUCGGGACUGGCAAGAUGAGGUGGCGAGUGGAUGAACCGUGCAGGCCUGUUGGCGAGGAGAAUUUGAGGCAAGAAGUUUCCUUUUUACUGGAAUGAAAAAAAUGUAUCCUGGUCGAUUGUAAAAUUCAGGUAACUGUUUUAUGUUGUUGCAGAUUACUUAAAUCAGCGCAAUGUCUCUGGUGGGUUUUUUACGUUUUAAUCGUUGUUUGGUACUUUCAUAUCGUUGGCCUGAGAGGCUGUUGUCGGGACUGUCCGUGCUCUUGCCUGUGGUGGUGCACAGGCGUCGUAGCUCGUUUUUAGGGCAAAGCGAGUGACCAACUCGGAUGCGCGCGUGCUGACAAUCUCACAAAGCACAAUCCGUUAGCGCCCGUUGCGUUGCACAAUUGCCAUUGGCAAUUGUUGACCAUGAAGGUACGUCGACCAAAACAAAAGUUGAUUAUUCUUUAUUUUAGAAAUGCAUUUUCCAUUUGUAAAAGAAAAUAAUAUAUACUGAUUUGAUUGCUACUGUUCUUGACGUCAAUGUGACGUCGUUCACCACUGUUUUUGUGUUGUGAUAUCGCUUAGGAGUUGCUGAUGCUGCAGGUGAGGAUGCAGUGCGAGCUAAAUGGUAAUGGAUAUUUGAAAAUAUCAUGCCAAAAUGCCUAACGCCUAAAGGAUUGGUUUCACGUUAAAUAAGUUUGUUAGACCGAAUUGGUUACAUUUGACUCAAUCAGCACUACUCAAAAAAUCCUGUAAAUUCUGCUCCUUAAAAUGUUCAAUUUACACUUAUUGGAUCCCUCUUCACAAAAUGGCUCCUUGCAUCCGGACGUAUCUUAGGUGUUAAUGCAAGUCGUAUUUUCCCUCCAAAAGUUGACAAACACGAAACCCUUAUGGUGCUUCUGUGGUAAGCGUAGAAUGAGCUGCAUUAAAAAAAAUGCUGUGAUCACAAUAGUUGCACACAUCCCUUCAGAAUAAUAACUGGUACAGAAGUGUAUUACCUAUCAGUAGGCUUAUAAUUAUCGUUGUUAUUUUCUUCUGUUAAGCUGGGAUAUCAAAUUAUUUUCGAAAUCGAUUACUCUCCCCAUUUUGGCGUAAUUACUUUGGCUCAUGGGGAAAAAAGUAUGCACGUGUGCCUCUGGACGGGAGGUGAUUGGCGGGGCAUGGCGAAGGCCUCAGGGCCAUCAACCGCGUCACGCUGGCCGUGGCUUUUAGAGGGAUUCGUGCCUUUGGAAGGCAGGAUUUCGGGGCUGGUUGAGCUUUGUAAAAGGGCCUCUGUAAUCGACCACAAAAGAGAAGCUGAUUACAAUUUUUUAAAUCGAUGAAUCCGCUCAUCCCAGCUGCAAUUUGUUGCACGCGUUUCCUUCCACAUUCUCCUGCCUGAUUGCGUAGUCGGUGGACUGUACCAGCAUUUGGGCCAAACUUAGAGGGCUUUUCUCAACCAACCCUGACUUUGACCUUGAGGAUGAUCACCUGGUAAUCAAGUACUGUAGUUUUUAGUGCCAGAAUUUUGUCCACCUGUUGAGCACCUUUUAUACUGUGCAGGCCUUCCUCCCUCGGGCCUCCAUUGGCCUCUGUGUAAGAGAGGGCCUCAGACGGACUUUGUGUGGACCAACUCGAGUCACCAUUCCGCUCACCGGCUGGACGGCACGUCAGGCAGAUUUGCUGCCACCAAACAAUAUUUGUCGUCUUCGUACGCACGAUUCCCAAAGUAAUUUGCUUGCGUACGAAGCAACCCAAACGGCUGUUGUGUGCAGCAAAUAGCUUUAAAAAAAUGAAGAUUACGUUUGAUUGAUAUAAUGUAUAUAUUUUCUUUAUCAGUCCUUGACUAGUGGUGUUGCUAAGAAUAAGCAAACUCAGAAAAUGUUUACCGCCCCCAAGUAGCUCAAGGGGAGUCAGGUUAAAAUAGAGGUGCACCAAAUAUCAGUGCCAACUCAGAUCCUUAUCAAAUAAAAUAAUUAAAAUUAUACUAUUAAAAUAAUAGUAAUUAGUUUAUUUCCUUAAUGAUUUCAUCCAACUUGAAAAUAAGUACGUAAUGCCACUUGGCCAUCGUACAGUGUGCGUAGUCAAUGUGACGCACCCAGAAAUGGCUUUGCUGAGUGCCCUAGCACCACGAUCGUCUCUGACCCAGGACUUGAUUCCCACAUCACCAGAACGCCGCAGCGAUAGCACCGGUGGCGAACAGUGCCUUAAAUCCGUGCCGUCGCAACCCGCGAUUAUAUAGUUCGCUCGCACUGUUGGGCUACAACUACUGGCUACAUUCCUAAAGCCCCCUGUACAUCGGCAGUUUCCACAUCGUUAAUUUAUAAUCGCUGUUGCGGUUGUUGUCGAUUGUUAAAAAUAAGGAGAAUAGUUUGUGCAGUUAAAAAGAUUACACCAGAAGUGCUGUUACUAGGCAGUCGUGAUGUACACGAUUGGCUCAGGGUGGUUCAGGAAGUUACCUUUCUAUUCCAGUCGGCCACCAAGCUGGCCACACAGCCAGCAAUGCAGCUCGCUGUCCUGUCAGUCGCACAGCUGCCCACACAGUGGGCCAGUCGGCUGUUUGCCACAUGGGCUACACAGCUGGCUGUCCCAUGGGCCACUCAGCUGGCUGUCCCAUGGGCCACCAGAAGUGCAGAAUGAGUCUGUCUGGGCUCCCUAAACACACAGUGACUCCUCGGGAAGAUACAAGGGUGUCUUGUAAUAUAACUUCGUUAUUUAAAAUUUAAACUAAAGGUGUGAAGUGUACAAACCAUUCCAUUAGGGAACAAAAGUAUAUAAAAUGUAAAAAAAAACUUUUUUUGGACAUUUUUUGGGAUUUAAAUGUGUAAACCGCAUUUCUGGUUGGUGGUUGUUUGUAAACAGCAUUAAUAUAUUUGAUUUGGGAAAGGGGUGUGAAUUAUUUAGAGCGGGUAUGGUUUUGGACCAUUUUAUUUUUAAACGGUUAGCCUUUAAAUAUCUCAUGUUAUGUUUUUUUUUACAUUUUUGUAUACUCGUUGCCUUAUCUCCGCGACAGAAGAAGUAACGCUUUUCACAGAGCGUCAUUACUGGUCGAACGGGUGCCGCAGGUGAAUGUGUGUGCACGAGCGCGCCUCGCGCACAAACACGCAGGCGUCGUCGUUUGAAGGGCUACUAGGUAAUGCACUGUGUACCUUGCGUCAUGAAUACCUCCGAGUUCCUCCACGAAUAACCCACGAUGCCUCAACGAGGAGGAGGAACAUCCACACCUGCUCAGCACACUCAGGGAAGAGCGUGGUUCCGCUGUGACGUCUGCCCCCCUCCCUCCUCCCCGUGGCCUGGGAGAUUGAAGUCUGGCAGGAAACAAACAAAAACAGAAAACACAUAAACCCACGGCUGUUGAAAGCGACUGAAAACCACCGCUCACGUUUUGAGAGCGAGGCGGACAGCUUGCGACUCCGCUUCUCACACGGGGACAGUUAUGUGCGUGUGUGCGUCUCGGCGUUCUGCUGAGAGAUUGAGGCCUUGGUAACGUGAGCGGAGAGAGAGAAGACCGCACCCGUGUUUCACUCUCACAGUGGGUGAAAGGUCUCACUGGCGGAGGUCCCCUCUCGGUGGUGCAGUUUAUCGGGUGAAAUCUUGACUUGAAGCUUUUGUGACUGCAGGAAUUCAUACUCUUUGGGUCUUUCGGUAAAGUCACGUAACGUCACUUCACAUGACUUUACCGAAAGACCACUAGAAUAUUGCUCGGGUUGUUUUUAUAGAUGUGUUGGAAGCACCAAACAUGGGAGUGGGGUUCUCUGAUGUUGGAACUGUUGUCCUUGACCUUUAACAUAUUCACAGGUGACAGAAUAAGAGGUAUAAUCAAAAGAGGCCCAUUUUAUUUAAAGCGCUGUACAUAACACACAUUUUAAUGCAAACACUCAAACCCGGGGGUUUAACACGGAACGCAAAGUUGAUUUAAUAUAUUCACAAAAAAAACUCAAACGUAUAAAAUCAUAUGGACUUAAAAAAAUUGUCCCUGCCUUAUAACAAUUGUGAUUUUGCAAGGAAUGUGGAUUUUAAACAUAUGGCACUUAAUUAAAAUGUUACCAAAAAAUCCCCCGAAACACUUACAAGCACUUACUCCGAGCCUUGGACCCUUUGAGUCGUUGAACCUGCUUAAUGAGUAGCGCUGACAAAAACGGAGGGAAUUUAGUAACCCUCGUUAACCUUUGCAUAUUUACCGGAGACACAAAUUGGUGCCAUCAAACGUGGCUGGGAGCCCACAAUCGCUGGCCCGUCUUGGGUGCCUCUCCGUAUCGGAACCGAUGCCAUGGUCACCGUUCCCCAUGACCUUCACUCCGCGAUUCCUCCUCUCACGUCGAGGGCUCUGUCUACCGGAUUGACAGUUUCGUCUCAUGCCUACCGUGUUCAACCAAAGUUUGUACAAUCUUGCUGAAUUCGAGAGUCGUAUUAACUCUGAUCUAUUCGAUCUUCAGCAAUGCUGUUUGGGCCUUUGAGCCUGUGCACAGCAACCUUGAUCAACAAAAACAGUCGCUCUCAACAAGAAGCAGGUUCCGUCUCGCCGUGUGGCUCACGGCGAUUCACUCUUCUGACAGGGGGGGAAGAGAAACCCACAAAUUUUAUUUUGAAUAAAGUUUUUUAAUCGUAAAUAAAUGCUAAAAUGUGAAAAGAAUUACCGGACUUUGCUUUUGCGACACUUUAAAAGGCGCAGGCCUCCCUGACUUGUCGUGGGGGUGCGCGACGUGGCAGUGCGGACGCGGCGGCGGUGGCGGCGGUGGUGGCGGCAUCGGUGGUAGCGGCAUCGGUGGUGGCGGUGGUGGCGGUGGCGGCGGUGGCGGUGGUGGCGGUGGUGGUGGUGGCGGUGGUGGUGGUGGCGGUGGUGGUGCGCUGCUUCGGAGCCGCGCUGCAGCAGCUCCUCGCGUCCCGACGCCGCCGACUGAAGCGUCGCGUCCCAAACCCAUAGACGCACUCCUUGCCACCGACGCGGUGUUGUUCUUUUUUUGUGGAGUAAAUCAAAUACUGUCGUCACUCAUAAUUUAGUUUGUUUUACUUGCGCAUCCGUGAUGUCAUCACGGUAAAUAAUGUCGAAUCAUUUUUGUUUUAUCCCAAAGCUCCGAGACCAAGCUACAUUUUGUGAAUUCGUCGUUGGCUCCUUUAUCACGCAUUCCGCUGGUCACGACUACCAGCUGAAGGAAGAGAUAUACAACUACAAUCAACACUGGAAUAGAUUGUGGGCACCCUGUGGCUGAUUGACUAUUACACAGUAUAUACUGUAUUAUAUACUUACAUUGCUUAUUUUAAGUAAAUACUGGCCAAAGUCCAAAUAGAGGUGUCUGCUUUUUUUUGUAAUUUAAAGAAAGUUGAUAGUGCAAUAAUUCAUUGAUGAGAGAAUGUGUUACUAACUGUAUACCUUAUAAUAUAAUUGGAGGUUUUUUUGUGGGUUUUAUUCGCUAAGGCUUAAACCUUUUACUUUGUAUUUAAGUGAACAUCGUCCGACUGGGAGACAUCAUCUGUAUAUAUUGGGUAAUCAAGGGAAUUAAGCCAAAGAUUUUUCUCUGGCAAAAACAGGCUCGCAAUAAAAACCACGGUUUUACAAAA